Messenger RNA from Neltuma alba, 2468 nucleotides. Its product is annotated as 6-phosphofructo-2-kinase/fructose-2,6-bisphosphatase. The transcript has 23 exons. Lineage: Eukaryota; Viridiplantae; Streptophyta; Magnoliopsida; Fabales; Fabaceae. Gene Ontology annotation, molecular function: ATP binding; starch binding; fructose-2,6-bisphosphate 2-phosphatase activity. Gene Ontology annotation, biological process: fructose metabolic process; fructose 2,6-bisphosphate metabolic process. The record is from RefSeq and is a predicted model, not a curated record. Gene Ontology annotation, cellular component: cytosol. The coding region runs from base 28 to 2283 and encodes 751 amino acids.
UUCUGAGGCAGAGAGUGUGGGUGGAGAAUGGGGACGGGUACGUCGAAGGGUACGGAUGGUGGGUCCCAUGGAAGCGAAGAAGACCGGGAUAGCCUUGAGCAAGCGGGUAAACAGCUCUAUGUUUCACUUAAGAUGGAGAAUCGCAAGCUUACAGGCGAUCUUGUUCCGCAUAUCUAUGGCUCUGUCCAACUUGUGGGCUCCUGGGAUCCUUCAAAAGCUCUCUCUAUGGAGCGGGAAUCUGCAUCAAUGUGGGAGUUGAGCUUUGUUGUUCCUCCAAAUCAUGAAAGUUUAGAUUUCAAAUUCCUUUUGAAGCCUAAGCACAGCAACACGCCUUGUUUUGUUGAGGAGGGUGCAAAUCGCCUGCUAAUUAGGGGAGCACUGACGGAGGAUGCCCGACAGCCCAGGCUUGCUUUAUUCAGGCUUGAUAAUGAUGAAACUCUAGAGUAUCAAGUAUUUGUCAAAGCAGACUGGGUAUCUCCCUUUGAUCUUGCAGCUAGUUGGAGGGCUUAUCAGGAGAACUUCCGUCCUUCUGCUGCGAGGGGCAUUCCUGAUGUCAGCAUAAAUUCAGUGCCACCAUUAGGCAGUGAGAGUUGCUCUUCUGCGGGUUUGGAACUUGACCUUGAAAAAUACGUUGUCCCAGCUCCCUCAACUUCUGCAAGUUCAGCUUUUGUAUAUGGAGCUAACAUGGCUGAGAAUCCCAGGUCAUUAAGUGGCUGGUCUGGAAGCAGUACAUAUUCCAUCAGUGACGGUGGUGUUACUAUCGAGCGACCUGCAACUGUAAAGGAGAUGGAGGUUGUUAUCCCAGAGCCAUCUAAGGCGUAUCAAGGUUCUGGAAUGGUUGAAUCUAAGUUGGUGGGAACAUUUUCACCCAUGCAAAAGCAAGAGGGUCAAAGGGGACUUCUUGUUGAUAGGGGUGUCGGAUCUCCUAGACUUGUAAAAUCAGCUACUUCUAGUAUUUUCACCACCGAGCUUAAUUUGGAUACUGAAACUAAGAAUUCAAUCCCAGCAGCUGCUGGAGCUGUUGCAGCGGCAGCUGUGGCCGAUCAAAUGCUGGGUCCCAAGGAGGACAGACAUUUGGCAAUUAUUUUGGUGGGUUUGCCUGCUCGAGGUAAAACUUUUACUGCUGCUAAACUCACAAGAUAUCUCCGUUGGUUAGGUCAUGAUACCAAACAUUUCAAUGUUGGGAAGUAUCGACGUCUUAAGCAUGGAGCAAAUCAGUCUGCUGAUUUCUUUCGACCUGACAAUCCUGAAGGCCUAGAGGCACGCAAUGAGGUAGCAGCGCUGGCAUUCGAAGAUAUGGUAUCUUGGAUGCAUGAAGGUGGACAGGUUGGGAUAUUUGACGCUACAAACAGUACUAAGAAACGAAGAAAUAUGCUGAUGAAAUUGGCUGAAGGAAGAUGCAAGAUUAUCUUUCUGGAAACAAUAUGCAAUGAUGUUAACAUAAUUGAAAGGAAUAUACUUCUGAAAAUUCAGCAAAGUCCUGACUACGCAGAAGAACCGGAUUUUGAGGCAGGGUUGCGAGACUUCAAAAAUCGCCUUGCCAAUUAUGAGAAGGUUUAUGAGCCUGUAGAAGAAGGAUCUUACAUAAAAAUGAUUGAUAUGGUCAGCGGGCAGGGUGGGCAAAUACAAGUGAACAAUAUCAGUGGAUACCUUCCUGGCCGUAUAGUUUUCUUCUUGGUAAAUACACAUCUUACACCACGCCCAAUAUUACUUACUAGGCACGGAGAAAGUCAGGAUAAUGUGAGAGGCAGGAUUGGGGGAGAUUCUGCAUUAAGUGAAGCUGGAGAAGUUUACUCAAAGAAGCUUGCCAACUUUGUAGAAAAACGACUCAAAUCAGAGCGAGCUGCAUCUAUAUGGACUAGUACGCUGCAGCGAUCCAUUCUAACAGCAAGUCCAAUUGGUGGACAUCCCAAGAUUCAAUGGAGGGCUCUUGACGAGAUAAAUGUUGGGGUCUGUGAUGGAAUGACAUAUGAAGAAAUCAAGAAGAACAUGCCAGAUGAGUAUGAAUCUCGCAACAAGGACAAGCUUAGGUAUCGAUAUCCUCGUGGUGAAUCUUAUUUGGAUGUCAUCCAAAGGUUAGAACCUGUACUUAUUGAACUUGAGCGACAAAGAGCACCUGUUGUCGUGAUAUCUCACCAGGCAGUUCUGAGGGCGUUAUAUGCUUAUUUUGCUGACAGGCCUUUGAAAGAAAUUCCGCAUAUGGAGGUGCCCCUUCAUACGAUCAUAGAGAUCCAAAUGGGCGUUACGGGAGUACAGGAGAAAAGAUACAAGCUAAUGGACUGAAAUGGACAUAUCACAUUCGGUUCUCUUGCUAUUGCUCGGACCUUGUGAACCAAUUCUCCAUUCUUUCCAAUUCCAAAUUAUUUGAAAAUAUGUAAUAUUUCCCAUGAAUUCAUCACCAUAUUGAAAAUAACAACUUGUUAAUUCUCUCUUCGUUAAUAAACUAAAGUCUUCCCUGGCUUUCCAUA